Messenger RNA from Meleagris gallopavo (turkey), 2833 nucleotides. NCBI's taxonomy places the organism in Eukaryota, Metazoa, Chordata, Aves, Galliformes, Phasianidae. The record is from RefSeq and is a predicted model, not a curated record.
AUUUCCUUUUUAGUAAUGCCUUUAGACCUUCUUUUUCAGAGUAAACGGGACCAUCUCCUUAUGAAUGUCAAAUGGUACUAUCGCCAGUCUGAAGUCCCAGAUUCAGUCUAUCAGCAUUUGGUUCAGGACAGACACAAUGAGAAUGACUCUGGACGAGAGCUUGUUAUUACAGACCCAGUUAUCAAGAACCGAGAGCUCUUCAUUUCAGACUACGUCGACACUUACCACGCUGCUGCCCUCAGGGGAAAGUGUAACAUCUCCCAUUUCUCUGACAUUUUUGCUGCUAGAGAGUUUAAAGCGAGAGUGGAUUCAUUUUUCUACAUACUGGGCUAUAAUCCAGAGACGAGGAGGCUAAACAGUACCCAAGGUGAAAUCAGAGUUGGACCCAGUCAUCAGGCUAAGCUUCCUGAUCUGCAGCCCUUUCCUUCCCCAGAUGGUGACACAGUGACACAGCAUGAAGAACUUGUGUGGAUGCCAGGAGUCAACGACUGUGACUUACUUAUGUACCUUAGGGCAGCAAGGAGCAUGGCAGCUUUUGCAGGCAUGUGUGAUGGAGGAUCCACAGAAGAUGGUUGUGUUGCAGCCUCCCGUGAUGACACUACACUUAAUGCACUCAAUACACUACAUGAAAGUAACUACGAUGCUGGAAAAGCCCUGCAGCGCUUGGUGAAGAAGCCUGUGCCCAAACUGAUUGAGAAGUGUUGGACUGAAGAUGAAGUGGAUCUUUUGGCAUUCCCUUGAGGGACUCUGCUUAAUGACUUUCUGUCUGUGUACGGCGGGGAUGUGUGGAACGGGCUCUGGUGGCUGCUGGGCGCCUCUGCACUUCCAUGGUGCCCCUCUGCUGAGUGCUCCACGUUCAGGUGGGUCCAAAUGGGAGGACAGCUAGUUGUUUAUCACUUUAAAGCCUUUCCACUGAUGUAUUUCUUGCAUGUUACUGCUUAUAAAGGACUGGGUGUUCUUCUGGCCUAAGGGGUGUCUGAUUUUUAUGAUGUCUCUGAUUUUUAUGAUGUCUCUAUGACCAGCAAUGCACGCUCAGAGGUGACAUGAAAAUCCAGUGAGAACAUCAGAGCCUCUGUAGGUUGCUACUAAUGAGCACCAUCGGUGUGUUGGGUUUUCUGUAAAAUCUUGAUGUAAAUUAACUUAGUAAAAAAGACCUUUUAUUUUCAAAAUAUUAUAAAACUUAAAGGAUGCUUUUUUUUGUCUCGGUAAUACAAUUGUUGUAAUAAAUUGACAAGAAAAAUAAGCGGACCACUAUGUAAUAGGAGUGAAUUUGGUUUUAGUAUGUAGUAUGAACUAAAGUCGCAAUCUGCUCAAUGAAUAAAAUAAUCAGGAGGCAAAGGAUGAUCUUAGUUACAAAAACAAUAUGCACACAUGCUUUUAUAUAGCUGUCCUCUUCUGCUGCUUUGCAAAGUGAUCACCUGCAUGUUGCCCAUGGGACGGAGCAGUCUCACCCCAACCUGAGAGCCCCUGGGUGCUGUAGGCUGAAGGCAGAUCUUCCCCCAAAGAUCUGAGCUGCCUCUGCUGGUCGGUGUGAGAUGUGUGCAUGUCCCUGAGGCAGCGCCACAGCCAGGGGAACUGCAGAGGCACCUGGGGAAGUCUCGUGGAGUCUUUGCAUUAAACAAGUUUGCCAGCUGGGUGAUUCCUUCAAGCUUGCUGUGAACUGGUGUAAUCAACAGCAGCACAAGUAUGUAAUGCUAAGGGUAAAAGUGCUGGCUACUUCAAAAUUAAAUUUAAAAAAGCAUUAAGCAGAGUUACGGUAGUGACAGGAAACAAUAAAACAAAGGAAGUUCAGAUGAGGUUGAAGCAUAUCCUGUUCUCCCAGCAGCGGGGUGUAUUAAAGGAACACAGCAGGCCUGAAUAUAGGUUUUCCUUGACAGUUCUUUCCCAAUGGGCUGAUUUCACAGAGUUUGAGGUGAGCUUUGCAGGGUUACAGUACUCAUUCUGUACUCUGUCAUAACCCAGAAUAUCCCAUUACCUUGGGAUACGAGUCCUCCCCCAGUGCCAGGCAGCUUACCCACUGGUCCUGCCUGCUUCUGAGUGCACAGAGCUCCUUGGAGGGGAGAACACCACUAACAUUAGCAUCACUUUUGGCUAUAGCCAAGUUAAUGUGGUGAGGAAAAAAAAGAAUAACGCAAGUUAAUUUUGUAAGAGAGCUGGCAUCUUCAGGCUGAACCUUGUCUUAUGGAUCUUAUGGAAGCUAUGGGGGUACUUCUGUUCCUAGAGGACAGUAUGUGUCAUUUAACCUUAUCAGCAAAUGUCUUUAUUUGUGCUGUACACACAUAAGCGAAAUAUAAUGUUAAAACCCAGCCAAGCUUUUAAUAAAAUGUACUCUGCGUGCUGAAAUGCAGCCAGCGUGCGUAUGCGAUGUCUGCAUGCUAAAAAUUGUUUGGGGCCAUCUAUAAACGUGCUGCACGUUUUGAGUUUUGCAGAUGAGACCAAAUCUCAUUUUCUUUUCAGAACUGCCAUAAUUUCUCAUCCUGGGAAAUUUAGGAAAUAAAGAUGCUUUUACGCAUUUAGUGUUUAUUUGCUGUUAACUAUUAAAGCCCUGUAAAUCUUCUUACUGCAUUUGCCAUAAAACUUAAUAAGGUGCAUUAAAUGUGGGAGAUGGUGACAACUUCAGCUGCUGUCUGCCUUGCAAAUCUUAGGCCCUUCAGAGUGUGCACUGCACCUAUUGCUUCCGUGGUCAUAAAACAAAAGUGCUGUUUUCCAUUCUAACUUCCCUUUUUAUAAACUCAUAAUUUAAGGAAAGGUUUGAGAGAAGAACUUGUUGUUCUUGGAUGUGGUCUAAAGACGGGAUUUUAAAAAAAAUGUUUUUUUUUUUAGAAAAAUUGAA